UUUCACGAUGAACGGCUAUCUGGUGCUGCUGCCGUUAGCACUGUGCCUUUGCGGUUUGCCGUCGAUUGAUGCUGUUCAACCGGGUCGAAAGUUCGAUAUCGACUUCCAAAACGAUACCUUCACCAAAGAUGGUCAACCGUUCCAGUUUAUUUCGGGUUCGUUUCAUUACUUCCGUGCGCUGCCCGAAUCAUGGCGCCACAUCUUGCGUUCGAUGAGGGCGGCUGGAUUAAACACUGUCAUGACUUACAUCGAAUGGUCACUACACGAACCGAUGCCGGGCCAGUACCAGUGGGAAGGCAUUGCAAAUCUGGAUGAAUUCAUAGAGAUAGCUAAAAGUGAGAAUUUGUAUGUCAUCUUGCGCCCCGGACCGUACAUCUGUGCCGAGCGUGAUAUGGGUGGAUUCCCACACUGGUUGCUAAACAAGUAUCCUACCAUCAAGCUACGAACGUAUGACAGAGACUAUUUGAGGGAAGUCCAAAAUUGGUACAACCAACUAAUGCCUCGCAUUGUACCGCAUCUGUAUGGCAAUGGUGGGCCAGUGAUUAUGGUUUCCAUCGAAAAUGAGUACGGAUCGUUUCAUGCCUGUGAUGGGCAGUAUAUGCAGUUUUUGAAAAAUUUAACUGUUCACUUUGUACAGGAUAAAGCCGUACUGUUUACAAACGAUGGACCGGAACUUUUGAAAUGUGGAUCGAUCCCCGGAAUUCUACCCACGCUCGACUUUGGAAUUACAACCAACCCGAAUGCAUUUUGGCAGCAGCUGCGAAAAUAUUUACCCAAAGGACCGUUGGUCAAUGCGGAGUACUAUCCCGGCUGGCUAACACACUGGAUGGAACCGACAGCACGUGUUGAUGCUGGAAUGGUCGUCAGCACGCUAAAGCUCAUGCUUAAUCAGAAGGCUAACGUUAACUUUUACAUGUUCUUCGGUGGUACCAACUUUGGCUUUACUGCCGGUGCAAAUGAUGUCGGUCCGGGGAAGUAUAGUGCCGACAUUACGUCCUACGAUUACGACGCACCGCUAGAUGAGGCCGGAGAUCCAACGCCAAAGUAUUUCGAAAUCCGGAAGGUUUUGCUGGAGUACUUUGGAGAUCCUGGUGUACCAGCCCCACAAAAGCUACCCAAAAUGGCGCUUGAUACGGUAUGGCUGGAACGGCGUGGAUCCAUGCUAUCGAAACACGGUCGAACAAUGCUCGCCAGCCGAAUGGUUGCUGCCGCUCAACCGGUCUCAUUCGAAGCCCUUAAUCAGCAUUCCGGGUUUCUGCUGUAUGAAACAACACUCCCGACCGGGUUGAACCGUGAUCCUUUCACGCUCAAGGUGGAACAUCUUCACGAUCGUGCUUACGUGCAUGUGGAUGGGACUUUUUACGGUAUACUGUCACGCGAAACGAACGUUAACACGAUCCCAUUGAGCGUGGGGCUUGGCACGAAACUUCAGCUACUGGUAGAAAGUCAGGGACGCAUUAAUUACAACAUACCGAACGAUUUCAAGGGAAUUCUAGGCUCCGUAACGGUUGAUGCAAAAUCGCUCUACAACUGGACCAUCACGUCUUUCCCGCUGGACAGCUAUCGAUACUUGGAAAACUUUUUGUCGCAACAACCCACCGAAAAGGAUGAUCUGGUUGGAGCUGGAGCACAAAUUUAUUAUGGUAGCUUUACGAUCAAUACCGACACGAUCCACGAUACCUAUCUGUAUCCAAAUGUUUGGGGUAAAGGAUUGGUAUUUAUCAACGGUUUCAACUUGGGCCGCUAUUGGCCGUUGGCUGGACCGCAAAUAACGCUUUAUGUGCCGAGACAUAUUCUGAAACAGGGAAACAAUCAGCUCGUCAUGAUCGAAUACCAGCAACACAUCCAGCAUCCUUACCUGCAGUUUAUUGAUAAGCCAAUAUUUACUUAA
Messenger RNA from Anopheles maculipalpis, 1891 nucleotides. Its product is annotated as beta-galactosidase-like. Gene Ontology annotation, cellular component: vacuole. The transcript has 8 exons. The record is from RefSeq and is a predicted model, not a curated record. Gene Ontology annotation, molecular function: beta-galactosidase activity. Lineage: Eukaryota; Metazoa; Arthropoda; Insecta; Diptera; Culicidae. Bases 8 to 1891 code for a protein of 627 amino acids. Gene Ontology annotation, biological process: carbohydrate metabolic process.